CCGCUGGUUCCGUAACAACAUCCCGUUGGCCUCCCUCGGGCGGCGGGACCGGUGCAGCCGCCGCCUCCCAGGAGCGCCCGCCGGCCGGGCCCGCGCCCUUCCCGGCCCAGGCCGCCAUGGCCACCAACCCGCAGCCGAAGCCGCCUCCGGCGCCGCCGCCUCCCCCGCCGCAGCCGCAGCCGCCGCCGCCGCCGCCGGGCCCCGGGGCUGGCCCGGGCGCGGGCGGGGCGGGCGGCACGGGGGCCGGCGCCGGGGACCCGCAGCUCGUGGCCAUGAUCGUGAACCACCUCAAGAGCCAGGGGCUCUUCGACCAGUUCCGCAGGGACUGCCUGGCCGACGUGGACACCAAGCCUGCCUACCAGAAUCUGAGACAACGUGUUGAUAACUUUGUUGCAAACCACUUAGCAACUCAUACUUGGAGUCCCCAUCUCAAUAAGAACCAGCUCAGAAACAACAUCAGACAACAAGUGCUCAAAUCAGGAAUGUUGGAGUCUGGUAUCGACCGAAUUAUUUCUCAGGUUGUGGAUCCAAAGAUCAAUCACACAUUCAGACCUCAGGUGGAGAAAGCCGUGCAUGAGUUUUUGGCCACACUAAACCCCAAGGAGGAGGCAGGUGGCAGCUCGGCUCCUGACGAGGAGCGGCCCGACGCCUCCGUCGUCACACAAGGUGUUCCUGCUCCUGGGCCCAGCGCUAACGUGGCCAGUGAUGCCAUGUCAAUCUUAGAAACUAUAACUUCUCUUAACCAGGAAGCUAGUGCUGCCAGGGCUUCGACAGAAACGUCAAAUGCUAAGACCAGUGAGAGAGUAUCCAAAAAACUCCCAUCUCAGCCAAGUACUGACACCGGUCCUGAAAAAGAGAGAACCUCAGAGGACGUGGCUGAUAAAGAAAAGCCUCCACCUGACUCUGGAGGGGAAGGACAGGAAACAGCCCCUAAGUCUGAAGAAUUUAGUGACCUCCCUUGUCCGGUUGAAGAAAUUAAAAAUCACACAAAAGAGAGUAAUAGUUUAGUUCUCAUAAAUAAGGAUGUUCAACAGGAAAGCAGUGACCAAAGAAAUAAAUCAACGGACAAAGGUGAAAAGAAACCAGACAGCAAUGAAAAAGGAGAAAGAAAGAAAGAAAAGAAGGAAAAGACGGAAAAGAAAUUUGAUCACUCAAAAAGAAGUGAAGAUAUACAAAAAGUAAAAGAUGAAAAACAAGUGAAGGAUAAAGAAGUAGAGUGUUCAAAAGUUCCAUCAGAAAAGAACAGUAACAAAGCUAAAACCAUUGAAGGGACAAAAGAAGAUUGCUCAGUGCUGGACUCUGACGUCGACGGGCUGACAGACAUCACAGUCAGCUCUGUCCACACCAGCGACCUAUCAUCUUUUGAAGAAGACACCGAAGAGGAAGUGGUCAUGUCUGACAGUAUGGAAGAAGGGGAGAUUACGUCAGACGAUGAAGAAAAGAACAAGCAGAAUAAAACAAAAACUCAAACUAGUGAUCCCAGUGAAGGAAAAGCAAAAAGUGUGCGGCAUGCUUAUGUUCACAAGCCGUACCUGUACUCCAAGUAUUACAGUGAUUCUGAUGACGAACUUACUGUAGAACAACGGCGCCAGUCGAUUGCUAAAGAAAAAGAAGAGAGGCUUUUAAGAAGGCAAAUUAAUAGAGAGAAACUAGAAGAAAAACGAAAACAGAAAGCAGAAAAGACAAAGUCUUCAAAAGCUAAGAGUCAAGGCAAAAACAGUGUGGACUUAGAAGAAUCAUCAGCAAAGAGUUUGGAACCUAAAGCCCCCAGAAUUAAAGAAGUCCUUAAAGAACGGAAAGUUCUAGAGAAAAAAGUAGCCCUAAGCAAAAAAAGAAAAAAAGAUUCAAGGAAUGUUGAAGAGAAUUCUAAAAAGAAACAGCAAGCUGAAGAAGAUUCCAAAGAAAGCCUCAGAAUGAAUGAGCAUUGUGAAAAGGAAAAGGUGUCUUCUUCAAAAGAUUCCAAGCAUGUUCAUGCAAAAAGUGAACCAAGUAAACCUACCCGGAGACUCUCGGAGUCUUUACAUUCAGCUGAUGAAAACAAAAAUGAAUCCAAAAUCGAAAGAGAACAUAAAAGACGGACAUCUACCCCUGUUGUGAUGGAAGGGGCACAGGAAGAGACUGACACGCGAGAUGGAAAAAGGCAAUUGGAACGCUCAGAAAUGGGCACAGAAGAACCCCAGAAACAGAAAAGCACACUUAAAAAUGAAAAGCAUCUAAAGAAAGAUGAUUCUGAAACACCACAUGUGAAAAACGUACUAAAGAAAGAGGCAAAAUCCUCUAAGGAGAAGCCUGAAAAAGAAAAAAUUCUGUCAGAAGACAAAUUAUCCACGAAACAUAAACAUAAAGGGGACAGUGUACAUAAAACAGGUGAUGACACUGAGCUUCACUCUUCUGAAAAAGGUUUAAAAGUAGAUGAAAGUAUUCAGAAGCAAAGUCAACAGACUAAACUCUCUUUAGAUGAUAAAGCUGAACGAAAAAGUAAACAUAGGAAUGAAAGGAAAUUAUCAGUGUUAGGCAAAGAUGGAAAGCCAGUUUCUGAAUAUAUUAUAAAAACAGAUGAGAAUGUUCGUAAAGAAAACAACAAAAAAGAAAGACACCUGUCAACUGAAAAAACUAAGGCAGAGCAUAAAUCAAGAAGAUCAAGUGAUUCCAAAAUUCAGAAAGAUUCUCUGAGUUCCAAGCAACAUGGAAUCACAUUACAGAGAAGAAGUGAAAGUUAUUCAGAAGAUAAGUGUGAAAUGGACUCGACCAACGUAGAUGGUAAUUCAAAACCAGAAGAGGUUGUCCACAAGGAGAAGCGAAGAACAAAGAGCUUGUUAGAAGAGAAACUUGGGUUAAAGUCGAAAUCCAAAAGUCAAGGCAAACAGUUGAAAGUCAUUGAAACAGAAUUACAAGAAGGUGUCACAAAACAGACGGCCACUCCAAAACCAGAGAAGGAAAAGUACACAGAAGAAAAUGACCCAGAUAGACAGCGAAAGUCUAAAGUUGAGGACAAAUCUUCUGAGGAAACUGGUGUUGAACCUGUAUUAGAGAGUGCUGCUUGUUCAGCACACGGUACGCAGAAGGACACCAGUCACAGAGCUAAGCCAUCAUUAGCGAAGGAGAAGUAUAAGGGUGACAAAGAUACAAGCUCCUCCAGACUUGAGAGGAAGUUAUCAGAUGGGCACAAAAGCAGAAGCUUAAAGCAUAGCAGUAAGGACGUGAAAAAGAAGGAAGAAAAUAAAUCAGAUGAUGGUAAAGAAGUUGACAGUAAUCAUGACAAGGCCAGAGGGAUUAGUUCAGCCAUGGAAAGGAAAUUAAGUAGAAGAUUGUGUGAAAAUCGAAGAGGAAGCUUAUCCCAAGAAAUGACCAAAGGGGAAGAAAAACUUGCAGCAAACACUUUGGGAACUCCCAGUUGUUCCUCCCUUCAGAGACCAAGAAAAAGUGGCGAUACCACAUUGAUCCCUGAACAAGAGCCAAUGGAAACUGAUUCUGAGCCUGCUGUUGAAAAUGUAUCUGAAGUAUCUAAAACCCAGGAGAGCAGCAGUAAUAGUUCUCAGCAAGAUAUGGACUCUGAAAAUGUGAUGAAACAAAAAACUACAGCCACAGUUCUAAAGGAUGAUUUAAGAACUUCCACAGUAGACGCAAAGACAGCAGCUCCAAUGUGUAAAUCGGGACGUGGAACAGUUGCUAGUAAUUCUGAAAAGCACGCUGACCAUAAAAGCAUCCUGACCAGGAAAGUGCAUGUCCAAAGUGCUGUGUCCAAACUAAGUCCCAGGGAGAAAGAACCCACUCAACAAGGAACUCGUGAAAUGAAUGUAGACUCUGAAACGAGUCAGAGGAUGUUACCUCGAGCCCCAUCAGAAAGUGACGGGGCGCAAAAGAAUUUGAAAAACACAAGACCCACUGAAGAGCGUGUUCAGGGAAACGCUGUUCUUGAACAUUCCACAGAUUUAAACCCCUCACCAUCCUUAAGUUCAGGGACUGUUGUGCCUCAGAAACAACCUCAUGAUUCAGAUGUAAUUCCUGUCGGUGACAAAAGAACUGUGUUAGAAGGUGGCCCAGCCAGCACCUCCCCUGCAAACCACACUGGUUCCCCUAACCAAAGUCUGACUGUUGGCGAAUCAGAGGUCCCUAGGACAAGUGACAGCAAAGUAGGCGGUAGGAUUUCCACAGCUGAUAACGCAGCAAAAGCAAGUACAGAUAGCAAAAGGCACAUUCCAGCAGGUUACCAGGCCACCAUACUGCACAGGAAGCCAGGGGAAGUAAGCAUGCCUUUUGGUAGCGAGUUAACAGGCACAAUUACGGAACAUGAGAGUGUUAACAAAGACGGUGGCUUGGUGGCCAUGGCCAGGAAAGAAAGUGGCUUAAGUACGGAGCCCACUUCAAAGCAGGCAGUGAGAACUGCGGUCGUAAAUGGCAAGAAGGAUGGCAUUGCUGCAGGUGUGAGCACUGAAAAAGAUGCUGAAACUGUUGAACUGAAGCACAGUGGAGGCCCAGAUGACAUAGAAAACACGCCGGCUGUUUUCAGGCAUGAGAGCAGUGAGGUGGACACCAGUGCUGGAAGGAACGCUGCAGCAUCUGCUUUACACCAAAGGAGUGGACAGACUGAGAAUGCGGCUUGGUCUGCUCGCGCAGAAAAGGCUUCUGUGGCCACUAGUACUGAAGGAAAGGACAGCGGCAUUACCGGAGACCCGGGGAAAGCCGGGAAUGCCACCACCACGUCUUCAGAAGCUGGCGCAGGGCAGGUGGCUGUGCCUUGCACAAGCAUCGAGGCCGACGAAGGACUCAUAACAGGCGCGUGCUGCAGAAACAAUCCUCUCCGGGUUGGGGCAGAAGCCAGCGAAGGCACUGUUUUUGCGGCAGCCGAAGAGGGCGGGGGCGUGGUCACGGAGGGAUUCGCCGAAAGCGAAACUUUCCUCACCAGCACCAAGGAAGGAGAAAGUGGAGAGUGUGCUGUGGCCGGAGCUGAAGGGCGAGCAGCAGACCCCGUGCCUCAGGCAGCUCCAGUUGAAGACAGUGUCAACAGUGCUGUGACAGAAGAGAAGGAUGAUGCUGUGACCAGUGCCGGCUCUGAAGAAAAAUGUGACGGCUCUUCCAGUAGACACUCAGAAAUAGUCGAAGGAACUGUUACCUUCAUCAGUGAAAUUGAAAGCGAUGGAGCCGUAACGAGUGCUGGGACCGAAAUACGAGAGGGCUCAUUAAGCAGUGAAGAGCUAGAUGGAUUCCAGAGGACAGUGACGAGGUUGGGUCCCAAGAAAGAAACUGAGGGAACUGUGACAUGUACAGGAGCAGAAAGGAGAAGUGACCACUUUGUUAUGUGCUCAGGAACUGGGGCAGGGCCACAGGAGGAGCGCAUGGUUACAGGUGCAGCCGUGGUCCUGGGAGACGAUGACACGCCACCAGGAACAAGUGCCACCCAAGAAGGAGAUGGUUCUGUGAAUGACGGCACGGAGGGUGAAAGUGCGGUCACCAGCACAGGGAUCACAGAGGAGGAUGGAGAGGGCCCUGCAAGCUGCAGCGGUUCCGAGGAGAGCGGCGAAGGCUUUGCGCUAAGUUCUGAAUCUGAAGAAAAUGGAGAGAGUACAAUGGACAGCACAGUAGCCAAAGAAGUGACUAAUGUACCGUCGGUCGCCGCUGGUCCCUGUGAUGACGAAGGCAUUGUCACCAGCACGGGUGCCAAAGAGGAGGAGGAUGAAGGUGAGGGUGUUGUCACUAGUACUGGACGAGGAAAUGAAGUCGGGCACGCUUCAGCCUGCACGGGGAUGGAAGAAAGCGAAGGCGUCUCCGUCUGUGAAAGUGCAGAAGAGGGAGACAGUCCGAUUGGGACUGCAGAGGGGCAUGUGGCAGCUGAGGCCGGAGCUGCCAUCGUAAACGCACAUGAAAGUGACGUCGAUAGCAGGAGUGGUGCCGAGAAGGAAGGUAAAGAUACCGAGAUCUGCUCCAGUGCAAAAGAGAUUGUUGAAAGCAGUGUGACCAGCGCCGUGGGCAGAAAGGCUGAAGCGGCGCCCGAGCCUGAAGGUGGUGAGGGUCCCAUGACUAGUGCAGCUUCAGGUCAAAGUGACAGUCCGCUCACCGGGAAAGAAAAUGCUGGAGACACCACCACUUCCACCGGCCUGGUUGGGGGCAGCCAUGAGGCAGUUGUGUCCGGGGCGAUCCCAGAAUAUGAGGUCCAUCACACAUCGCCCGGUGAGAAAGCGGAGGAAGGUGUCAUCACCUCUGUGGAAAACGAGGAGUGUGACGGCCUCAUGGCUUCUACGGCCAGUGACAAUGUCACCAACCAGGCUUGUUUGGCUGGAAGCAAAAGUCCAGGCACAGGCUUGAUGAUUUCCACCAGCACGACAAAUGGUGACACCACGCAGUCAGACACGAUUGUGGAUGUGCAAGAAAGUGGUUCAGGGGCUCCGAGAACGGAGGAAGGGCUGGAAGGCACCCGUGUGCAUACAGAAGACUUCGAGGCCCCCAUGCCCAGUGCAGUUUCGGGAGAAGACAGCCAGCCCACUGCUACGAGAAACGAAGACAAAGACGAGUGCGCCAUGAUUUCCACAAGCAUCGAGGAGGAGCUGGAAGUGCCCGUGUCCAGCGCAGCCACCGUCCCCCGGGCCGGAAGUCAGCAGCCGGCUGCAGUCGUGGACGGCCGAGCGCAAGGCCUGGUCUCGCUCAGCACCGACGAGUCCGAGGAGCCUAUGCCCAGCGCACCCACAGAAGCUGCCCGUCCUCAUGCCUCCACCAGCAAGGAGGACAGAGACGAUGCGCUCAUUUCCACCAGCAUAGCAGAGGAAUGCGAGGCCUCUGUUUCUGGCGUGGGUGCGGAGAGUGCAAACGAGCGGUCUGCUGCAGCCAUGGAAGAAAAAGAUGGCAGUGCUGUCAUCUCAACAAGCUCAGGAGAAGACUGUGAGGGCCCAGUGUCUAGUGCCGUCCCUCAGGAAGAGGUCCAUCUCUUGCUCACACCCGCUGAAGAGGUAAGCGACACCACCGUGAUCUCCACAAGCACCUCUGAGGGGCGUGAAGCCGUCAUGAGGGGCACUGCCCCACAGGAUGCAGACCAGCCCCCUGCCGCAAGACUGGAGGACCCGAGUGAUGCUGCCGUCAUCUCCACCAGCACGGCCGAAUGCGUGCUCAUCGCCAGCGGCCGACACAGGCACGAGGAGAAUCAGCUGACUGCCAGCAUCCCAGAAGGAAAAGAUGACCUGUCCUCUGCAAAAGAGAGCAAGUGUGAAGUCCCUAUGCCCAGCCUAAUGGCUGAGAACACCUGUCGGUGUCCCGGGCCAGUCACAGGCAGGAAAGAAGUGCGUACUGAGGAAGGGUGCCACAGGGCGUCCGUCAGUGUGCUCCCCGCAGAGGGUGGCCCGCCAGCAAACAAGGAUGUGUCCGUGAGCUCUGUUCCGAUAGGAGAUGGAAGCCCUGAGGCAGGGACGGGCAGGGACAGCACCACAGCGAGCUGUUUGGCGGGGAGGGGCUCGGCCAGGACUGCUGACGCACCUGUCCCCCAGCGGGGACCAGAGCCCACAUCGGGGCAGACGACUGAGGACUCCUCUGUCAGCAUUCGCUCUUUGACAGCCGUGAGCACAGGUGCUAACGUAGCUAAUGACAUGCCACGUGUCGGAGACGCUGCCACACAGCCGUCCUCUCUGCCUCCUGCCCGGCGGCAGCCUGAGGGCGACUGGAAAACCACCACCGCCAAAUGUGUUAAUGGUGGAGAAGCAGAGAGCGCGCCUUCCCGCUCAGCCCGUUCAGCUGCCCACAGUGUAGCCCUGCCAGCUCCUACGGGCGAGCAGGACUUGACCAGAAGGAGUGAGCCCAGAGGCAAAUGGACUGCUCAGGCGUCCGCCGAGAAAACAGAAGAUGGCAUGACAAAAUCAUUCCAGAAGGAAGGAGACCUCAAGGUCACUGUUUCUUCUGAAGAAGAUUUGGGUGACAUAGGCAAUGAAGAGUCUCCAUUGGAUGUUUUGGGAGGAUUGGAACUGAAAGCCGACUUGAAAACUGAGAUGUUUGUACCAUCAGAGGAAGAGAAAGAUCAUGAAAUUCUAGCCCCAUCAGAAAGUCCAUGUGGGAGAAAGCUGGUUGGAAUGGCUGAAGUACAGAGGGAGCCUUUGUUGGUGAAUGAAUCACUGAGUGUCGAAAAUUCAGGCUCAAGAGCAAAUGAAGACAUUCACAGCAAAUCUCAUGACAAAGAAGAGAUCUCCAAUGGUAGAAAAGACAACACAGAAGCUGUCAGAGGUCACAGUGUUGAAGCAAAUCCUAAGGAGGUUGAAGAGGAAGAAAGACAUAUGCCUAAAAGAAAAAGAAAGAAGCAUUAUCCCUCUUCAGAUGAUGAACUGGAUGAUAAUCCAGAUGUCCUGGAUUCCAAAAUAGAAACCGCACAGAGGCCGUGUUCUGAAGCUGAGCCACAAGAUACAAAGGAAGAGAACUUUGGAGAUUUGGAAGAAUUCUCUAAAACAAGUCCUAACACAAAUAGCACUGCUUCCAGGGCCCUGGAGGACAAAGAUGAUUAUAGCAGCAGUGAAGCUGCUGGCGAGAAGACAGAGCAGAAUGACGACGACAACAUCAAAUCUCAGGAGGAAGAUCAGCCGGUAAUUAUUAAAAGGAAAAGAGGAAGACCUCGUAAACAUCCUGUAGAAACACCAUUAAAAACGAAAGAAGACUGCAAAACAGAUACUGGCAUUAGCACUGUAGAACAGUCUCCACCUGGUGGCAAGCUGCAAGUCGUGCAGACAGAUGAAUCCAGUAAAGAAGCAAGUACCCUGCAAGAAAGAAGUGUAAGCAAUGAUGAUGGGGAAGAAAAAGCAGUGGCAAGUGUGCGUCGGAGAGGAAGGAAGCCCAAGCGUUCGCUCGCUCUGUCCGAUGAUGCUGAAUCCUCAGAACCAGAAAGAAAACGCCAGAAAUCCAUUUCUGAAACAACUGAAGACAAGAAGGAGCAGGAGUCUGAUGAGGACGAGGAUGAGGAGGAAGAGGAUGAGCCCUCAGGGGCCACGACACGGUCUGCCAGCAGAUCGGAGGCUCAGAGAUCAAAGGCCCAACUCUCCCCUUCCACCAAGCGCAAGAGAGAGGCCAGCCCCCCUGGGGCACGCACGCGAGGCCAGCAGAGAGUGGAGGAAGCCCCAGUGAAGAAGACAAAGCGAUAAUCGUGCUGCGCUGCCCCGGCUGGUGGGGGCAGUGGGGAGCGGGGCCGAGCCAGUCCUCGCGCCUCGAGCCUCGGGCCGUAGGCUUUUUUUUUAACCAGGGAAAGGACAUGCAUGUGCUCUAAGUUCCUAGGUGCAAGCUUUUUCUUGUUAUGUUUUAAACAGCUUUAUAAACUAUUGUUCAUAGAAGAUACUAUGUACAUUUAUUUCAGAUAAAUGAAAAUAAGUUUACUUUGUAUCUGAACUCAAAGUAGUUGUAUAUUUUAACAUUCAAAAUUGGGAUUUCCCGAUGUGACGCAUCACUAAUGCAAACCCUCCCGGCCCCUGAGACACCAGGCUGCCUGCUGGUCACCUGUGUACAGUAUAUAAACAUGUAAAAAUAGGUUGUAUUUUACUCUGUGUAUGAUGCUAAUCAAUGAACACUUUAUUUAUUUUACAGAGAAAACUUAUCUGUGAACUUUACUAUAUAUCUGUUUAUUUUAUUUUAUUAUUUUCUUUUUAAUAAAAAGGUUUUAAAUGCUAUGCAGUCAUUAGUAGAAAUGUUUUAGGACUCUGCCUGCCCUGUAACUAUCUGAAUAUGAAGUGGCAGGAAAUACAGAAUCUUCUUGCAUGUAUUCGAGUAACGUAGUUUAGUUCAAGGGUCUCCAUUGCUUUUCUGUUCACCGUUGUGACUCUUUUAAGAAUGUAACUUGUUUUUAGAUGAUACUGGCAUCUGUGGCUUUACUGCCAGCCUCACUGGCCUAAGAGAUUCUGGUUCAGGUCAGCUUAAAAGCCUGUCCCCGGCAGCAAGAAGCCCUUGUGUUCGUUCCUCCCCGCGGCUGUUCCGAGGCUACACCCAUAUCCUUCCCAUGUCGUCUUCUCGGUGAAGAGAAAUGCAUUGUCGAUUAGUUCACUCCUGUCAUGCUUCAGGAUUUUAUGUUGUUUUAUACAUAAUUAUUUCAGGAUAGAAACUGGCUUUACUGCUAGAUUCUUUUUUAAACAUCUUUUAACUCCCAUGUGAGCAAACUGUCCAACUUAAGUUUUUCAUAAGGUUAAACUUUUCUUAAGAUCAAAUUUGUCUCUAGCAAUGAUGUGAUGAGUUGCCAAAUAAUUGAGAUUAUUUUAAAAUGUUUUAUUCAUAUUCUUGUUUUGUAAUUAAAAUUUACAUUCAGUGUGUGAAUAUUUGGGGG
Molecule: messenger RNA, 10270 nt
Organism: Rhinolophus ferrumequinum (greater horseshoe bat)
Lineage: Eukaryota; Metazoa; Chordata; Mammalia; Chiroptera; Rhinolophidae
Gene: BOD1L1
Product: biorientation of chromosomes in cell division 1 like 1
Exons: 26
Coding region: 117-9104 (2995 amino acids)
Source: RefSeq, a predicted model, not a curated record